AUGGGUAAAGGCACGGAUAAACUAUACAUCACCCAUUCCGAAUGGUCAUCCUCUGAUGCAUUCUCCGCGAGUAGCGGAUCAAAUGUUUCCCAAAAAGCUCCCAAUGGCUCAUUCAAGCGCCUUCCCUUCAACUUUUGUGCGGCGAGUUUACAACCAUUCAAACAUCCAGUCUGUACAGCAGAAGGUACUAUAUUCGAUAUAGAAGUUAUUUCACAAUGGCUCGAGAAGCAUGGCACAAAUCCUAUCAAUGGAAAUCCAUUGAGUGCGAAAGAUUUGAUAAAAUUGAACUUUGCGCGGAAUGGAGAUACUGAUGCGCAAGAAAGAGGAUCUGGUGGUGCUGGAGGGGAUGGCAAAGGAGAAAUGGUGGACCCAGUUACCUUCAAAGUCUUUACGGAUAAUACGCAUAUUGUCGCUAUAAGGCAUGGUACCGAGGCCAACGUAUUUGCAUGGGAAACUGUCGAAAGAUUGAAUAUCAAGGCAAAGAUGUGGUUGGAUUUAGUCGAUGAUAGAGAAUUUGGAAGGUCGGAUAUCAUAACAUUACAAGAUCCGCAAAAUAUCGAAAGUCGAGAUCUUAGCAAGUUUAAAUUCUUGAAAGAAGGAGAGUCUGUUUUGAGCAAAGAACAAGAAGAAGAGAGGUCGAAAGGUAGCGUCAAUAUUAAUGCAUUGGGCAGAGUUGGAGAUAAAGUUUUGAGGGCAAAGGAAGCUGUUGAGAAAGCUAGGAGGGAAAGGGAGGCUGGCGGAGAUGUUAAUCGCACGAAAUCAAUGGUUAAACCAGGGUCGACAACUUCUAUGGCGAAACCUUCAUUAUACAGGAAAGAGAAGAUGGCAUACAAUGCAGCACAAUAUACAACAGGAAGAGCGGCAGCAAGUUUUACAAGCACGGGCUUGACUCCAGAAACCAGUGGAGAAAGAGCAAUCCUUACGGAUGAAGAAUAUAUGUUAAAGCCGAAACGAGUUAAGAUAAAGGGGUACGCUAGGAUUGAAACGAAUUUGGGAUCAUUGAAUAUCGAAUUACAAACCGAAACGGCACCUCGCGCGGUAUGGAAUUUUGUCCAAUUGGCCAAAAAAGGUUACUAUAAUGGUGUAUCAUUUCAUAGGAAUAUCCGAAAUUUUAUGAUUCAAGGAGGUGAUCCAACAGGAACUGGUAAAGGAGGUUCAAGUAUUUGGGGAAAGAACUUUCAGGAUGAAUUCGACGGACCUUUGACUCAUGAUUCGAGGGGUGUAAUGAGUAUGGCCAACAAGGGAAAAAACACCAACUCGAGUCAAUUCUUCAUCACCUACAAAGAAGCUAAACAUUUAGAUCGGAAACAUACCAUUUUUGGUCGUGUAGUCGGUGGUAUGGAUGUUACUCUCUAA
Botrytis sinoallii is the source of this 1356-nucleotide messenger RNA. RefSeq lists its product as uncharacterized. The coding region runs from base 1 to 1356 and encodes 451 amino acids. The record is from RefSeq and is a predicted model, not a curated record. Gene Ontology annotation, cellular component: catalytic step 2 spliceosome. Gene Ontology annotation, biological process: protein folding; protein peptidyl-prolyl isomerization; protein polyubiquitination. Gene Ontology annotation, molecular function: ubiquitin-ubiquitin ligase activity; peptidyl-prolyl cis-trans isomerase activity. The transcript is spliced from 3 exons. NCBI's taxonomy places the organism in Eukaryota, Fungi, Ascomycota, Leotiomycetes, Helotiales, Sclerotiniaceae.